CGGCACCACCUCACUCCGGCGAGUCCCCUCACACCGGUCUCCCUCUCUCACGCUCUCUCUUCCUCUCUCUCGGUUGUGCGCAGCCCGAAUGGGUUUGAUGUUGCUGUGCCGCCGUAUGCCAUCCUCCGGCGCCACCACCUUCACGUCGGUAGCCUCCUCUCCCACCGGCCAUCCCCCUCCAGCGAGCUCGGCCUCCAUCUCCGUGCCGUUUGCUCCCACGAAAUCUACCUCUCUCUUGCACGAGUUCUCCAUACCCACGGCGGAGAUCCACCUCCUCUGGCCACCGCACCACCACCGGGACCUCCUUUCGCCACCGACCAUCUCUCGUAGCCGUCCUCACGCCCAGCCGAGCCACCAUGGAUGCUCACCUUCCCUCACGGACGCGCACUUCCCCUUCGGCCACCUCCACCAAAUGGCAGCUUUGAAGAUUUUUAGCGUAAUGCUUGUUGCUUUCAUUCUGCUUAAUGCACAAGAAACAAAUGGUGCAUUAUCAGCAAGAACAUGGAGAGAGAUUUAUAAGGCUAACAGAAAUGGACCUUAUUUGGGGUUGGUGAUUCCAAACCUAUUUGAAAUGAAUCCUCUGCUUCAAUCUUCAAGCUUCACGUCUACUAAAUUAACAAUAGAUUUAGAUGGCAGGAGAUUUCGGUUUGGAACUGUUGGCGAGAAGAAAGUGAUCUUGGUCAUGACAGGACUUGGCAUGAUAAAUGCAGGGAUAACUACACAGCUUUUGUUGAGCCUUUUCAAGAUAGAGGGAGUCGUGCAUUACGGCAUAGCUGGAAAUGCGAACCCAUCCCUCAAUAUCGGAGAUGUGACCAUUCCUCAGUAUUGGUCGCAUGCCGGUCUCUGGAGUUGGCAGAGGUACGGGCAAGGGCCUGAAGAUGAGCUAGCCCUGGAAUCAAAUGGAGACUACACAAGGAAAUAUGGGUACUUGAAAUUUGCAAACUACACCGUAAAUGUCACACAUGGUAGCUCACACGACAACCUCUUGAACAAUAUUUGGUAUCAACCCGAGGAAGUAUUCCCCGUUGAUGGGACUCCUGAGGAGAGGCAGCAUGCCUUUUGGGUCGCCGUUGAUUCCCACUACUUCAAUAUCUCCAAAAAGCUUGAGGUUCUGAAACUAGAAGGUUGCAUUAACUCAACAACAUGUUUAUCGGAGACACCGAAAGUAACGACAGUGAAAAGAGGAACAAGUGCCAGCAUUUAUCUGGACAAUGCUGCAUACCGGAGCUUCAUAUACAACAAAUUCAAAGUAAGUCCGGUGGACAUGGAAAGUGCGUCCGUGGCACUCAUAUGUCUCGAACAAAAGGUGCCUUUCAUUAUUAUUAGGGCUCUCUCAGACUUGGCCGGUGGGGGCUCUGCCCAAUCAAAUGAGGCCAGCACUUUUACCUCUCUUGCCGCAAAUAAUUCAGUGAAGGUAGUUGUGGAAUUUAUCAAACUGCUAUAACCUUAAAUGUACCAGAACACCUGCCUCAUCUCGUUGAUCUUGUAUUUUUUUUUUUUUUGUAUUAUUGAACAAAAUGUGCCUUCCAUUAUUAUUAGGGCUCUCUAAUAUUCUUGGCCAGUGGGGGUUUUACCCAAUCAAAUGAGGCACUCUCUCAAAUGAACUCAGUGAAUCUUGUUGUAGAAUUUAUCCAGCUAUUAAUAUCAAUUUAAAUGUGCCAACUCAACCA
Messenger RNA from Juglans regia (Persian walnut), 1670 nucleotides. Its product is annotated as 5'-methylthioadenosine/S-adenosylhomocysteine nucleosidase-like. The transcript has 6 exons. The record is from RefSeq and is a predicted model, not a curated record. NCBI's taxonomy places the organism in Eukaryota, Viridiplantae, Streptophyta, Magnoliopsida, Fagales, Juglandaceae. The coding region runs from base 89 to 1444 and encodes 451 amino acids. Gene Ontology annotation, molecular function: catalytic activity. Gene Ontology annotation, biological process: nucleoside metabolic process.